CGAGGCGCGAAAUGCAAUUUGUUUUCUCUUGCACCAAUGUUGUCGUCUUGCACUGAAAGGCAACGUUGAUGAUGAGUUCCCCAUCAAAAAGAGCUUCAAAUAGGUCGACUUCUUCAAGAACACCAACGAAAAGAGGAACGCCAGAGAAAAGAAGCUCUAAACAUACUAGCAGCCAACCGCCACCCAUCUCUUUGCCUGAUCCAGAUUUUGACACAAGCCUACAGUCCUUAUUAUGUAGUCAAGAAACUUUGCGUUCUUCUCCAGAGCUUUGGCCGGAACAAAUGCCUGGAGCAGUGGAAUUUGCUACAAUCUAUGGUACAAGUCCAAUAUUGUCGAAAACAGAGACUGUUGCAUCAAGCCUUGACUCAGCACUGGAUAAAGAAGACCAUGAUAUGCUUCAAGAAUUUGGCAGCUUGACUACUUCACAACUGAUGGACAAAGUCAAAGCAUUGCAAAACCUUGCUUACCAACUUGGUUUAGAAGAAGCCCAUGAAAUGACGCGUGGCAAGUUCUUAAACGUCCUUGGUAAAUCAAACAUUGGGAGGUGAGAAGUUUUGAAUCAAGGCAAAUCUGCACUGUACAGCUCUUGGUUCGUGCGCUUGAUACUUGGUCGCUGAUGUAACAACUGACUUUGCAAUUUUAGAGAGACAGCAGCGCGGUGCUUGCACUGUUCCAAAGCCGCUGACAGAUCUUUUUGCGAAGGGAAAAAAACCACAAGAAAAAGGCCUACUGUCCAUCAUUCUACUUUUGCACUAAGGUAUCUUCAACUUUAAUAUUUCAUUAAAUUCUUAUCGAUUCACCUCUUUAUGGUCUUUCGCAUAUCAGGAUUUUUUCGUGACAUUCAAAACUAAUAUAAUUGUGCACAAGAUAUUUUUACUCUGUUUCAUAGCAAUAUAUUACAUUUUAAUGAAAACAUGAAUCUCAAAGUCAGUGAGAAGUUAUGAAAAAACUAAAAACAAGCUGUGGCUUAAUUAGACGGAUAUGAGAAACUCUAUAUUAGAAGGAUAUUAGAAACAAGUGCGCUGAAGUCUAAGAAACUGAACAGCAGCAGUUAACCGUAUCAAACUGGAAAGCUAUGAAAGCCCUAAAAAUUUCUUUAUCUUACACCCUAAGAAUUUAAUAGCAAGUUGGGGGAAGCUCGACUUCAAAGAAUUUGGAAAAGUUUUGUCUUGAGUUAAAAUUCUGUGAAAAUUAAGAACUGCCUGCUUGAGACCCGAAUUUACUUACUCUAUAGGAGAUUGUAAAACAACUUUGCCAAGUGUAAUAUGCGAUAAAAUGCAGUUUAAAUAAAAAUAUGAGUCCGUAGACACUAGUCUGUAGAAUCUCUGUCAACCCUUGAUUUUUUUUAAUUUUGAAAAUCUGUCAACCCUUGAUUUUGAAAAUCCUACAGAUUUUUUUUAACAUUAAUUCUUGUUCAGUAUAGAAAUGCUCCCUUCAUAAAUACUGUAAAAUUAAUUUCGGUAAUGUAAGUAAAGAAAUUUAAUUUGGAGUCAUUUGGAGUGAGUUUUUUUAUAUAAUCACUACAAGAAGAAAAUUCAAUAACAUAAAACAUCUGUGCCUAUCGUGGCGGGAAUUGACUCCAGGUCAUUGAAGUUCCCAUCAUGAAAGGCACUUGCAAUUCAAAAUUUAAUAAUAUUUUUAAUAAAAAGAAACGCAGUGAAUUAGUUUGUUUGUUGUUAAAAUUAAGACGUAUUUCUAUUUGGAUGCUUAAGUUUCUCGAAUCUCAAUUUAUUUGUUUCUGAAAGAUUUCCCCCUUUUUUUUUAAAUCCUAAAAAAAUCGAUUAAUUUUGUGUCCGGAAAAGUACUAACCAGAUAAUUCAACUGCCAGAAUGGCUGGAAAAUAUGGUCUCAAAGCUCUUUCGCUAUCAUUUCUUAUUUGUAUGAUAUUACGAUACACCCUUCAGUCAACCUUGCUCUUUCCACAUUUGAUUGGCAAAUGAUAGCUGACUUACUGCCACACCAUACAACUGCUGGGCUUGACGUUUUUUCAGCAAUAGAAGUCUAGCCCCAAAAGUAUACCUAAAAACAUAUACAGUGCACCAAAAUAAUUAGAUAAAUGACGAUAAUUAUGGGAAACAUUGCGUGUUAUGAGUUAAAUAUAGAUGUUUUUAUUUACGUCGUUAAACUCCUCAAAAGUUAAAAUCAAAGUCAUUGCCUUUCUUCUUUAAUUUCAAAAAAGAAGAUCAUAUUUGUUAGAUCAUGUAGUUAUUUUUUGUAAAUCUAUACACUAUGAUAUCUGAAUUUUUUUCGGAAGGUUCCUGUUAGUAUGCGAGGCACCACAAAAAUUAACUUGUUUAACCGUGUGACAUUUUUGUUGAUCUUAUCAUUUAAUAUGA
Messenger RNA from Rhopilema esculentum, 2336 nucleotides. Its product is annotated as protein lin-52 homolog. Gene Ontology annotation, biological process: regulation of DNA-templated transcription. NCBI's taxonomy places the organism in Eukaryota, Metazoa, Cnidaria, Scyphozoa, Rhizostomeae, Rhizostomatidae. Gene Ontology annotation, cellular component: DRM complex. The record is from RefSeq and is a predicted model, not a curated record.